AAUGCCACAUGGUUUGUCCUAAGCAUCAUCAUCAUCUUCUUCUCCUCCUCCAUCUCUGCCCUUUCCUCUUUGUACUUCAUUUUCUUGGUUAGCAUUAGAAAAGUCUGAAAGCUACAAACAAGCUAAGCUGUCACUCUCUUCCCAUCUCCCUCUCUCUCUCUCUCUCUCUUCUAUACUACUACUACUUUCACAGUUGCACCAAUUUCAAACAAACCCUAAAUGGACAAAAAGAAAUUUUUUAUUAAAGUUAGAGAAGGAAGUGAUCUUGGUCCCUUCAUUUCCUUCUAGUUUCUCUUCAGCUCACCUCACUCUCUCUCUCACUGAUAUUUUCUUAAUAGAGUUGUAGUCUUUCAUUACAUUAUUCACUCUUUCUUUAAGUCCAUCUUUCUAUGUGCAGCAGAAACCUCCAAUGGCAUUUUGUUGACAGAUGGAAAACCAUUGUUCUUCUGCGCCAGCACCACUUAUCUGUGAUACAAUUACAAACAGCAAGAGAGAAGCUUAGUUGGGGGUUUGGGGGGAACACAAGCUUUAAUUAGAAGUAAAAGAGGUUUUUAUGGACUGGAACUUGAAAGCACCAUCUUCGUGGGAUUUAAGUGAACUUGAGCAAGAAACCUUUUCCAACUUAGACACAGUUAAUGGGUCUAGUAACCUUGGAGAUCAACAUAGGGCCAUCAAAGGGGACUUUUCUGUUGAUUUGAAGCUUGGUCAGUUGAGUGAUUCAGGUAAUAAUCAGUUGGUGGACAUGUUGAAGCAACAUGGAGGUCCCAAACCUUCAUCGUCAUCGCCUUCCGGGGCUUCAAAGAGGUCAAGGGCAGCUUAUAAUGGAUCCCAGACAGUUUCUUGCCUUGUUGACGGGUGUAGAUCAGACCUUAGUACUUGUAGGGAUUACCAUAGGCGCCAUAAGGUCUGUGAGCUGCAUUCUAAGACUCCAAUGGUCACAAUUAAUGGUCAGAAGCAACGAUUCUGCCAGCAAUGCAGCAGGUUCCAUUCACUGGAGGAAUUUGAUGAAGGAAAGAGAAGCUGCAGGAAACGUCUUGAUGGACACAACCGUAGGAGAAGGAAGCCUCAACCCGAACCCUUGUCGCGUUCAGGAAGCUUCUUGUCCAACUACCAAGGUACCCAAUUGUUGCCAUUCUCUAGCUCACUUGUAUAUCCCUCCACCACUGUUGUGAACCCAACCUGGGCUGGAGUUGUCAAAGCUGAAGCCGAUACGGGGCUUCAUAACCAGCAUCUACAACACCAGAACAUGUUUAUCGGGUCCUCAACCAGCAGCAGCAGCUACAAUAAAGGAGCAGGGAACAAGCAGCAAUUCACACUUUUCCAAAGUAGUAACAACAACCAAACUCAUGGAGCUUCUGUCUGCCAGCCCCUUCUGAAUAGCAUUUCAAUGUCAGAAACUGCUACUUCUGGGGCUGCUGCGUCUGAAAAGAGCAAAAUGUUUUGUGACAGGUUAACAACAACUCGAAUCCACCCCGAUUCGGAUUGUGCUCUCUCUCUUCUGUCAUCACCGCAGACGCAGCAGCAGACAUCUGAGAUGGGUUUGAGACACAUGAUGCAGCAGCCUAAUUCGAUAUCUCUCAUGCACCACCACCGCCUCGGCCUUCAUGGGAACAACAACAGCAACAGUAUAGAGCCAAUGGAUUCAGUUCUGGUCUCCCAUGGAUCAAGUGACCAUGCACAUAAUGUUCAUCAGUCCUCAGGAAUGUUCCACAUGGGAUCUGAUGAGUCACAGGGACAUCAUCAUCAUCAGAGCCCUCAAACACUUCCCUUUCAUUGGGAGUAGCAGCUACAAAGAAUCACCCGUUUCUUGUAGAUUACGUUGCAUAAUGUAUUUGGAACCUCCUGUAAGAUUUUGGAGGCCUUUCUUAAUUUCAUUAGUUCCUGGAAACAUAAUUACAGAUACUAGCAUUCAGAAUUUCAGAUACUUCCAGCUGCUAUAAAUAUAUUUGGCUCCUCAGGAAUCAUUGAUGGGAGACCGUUGCAGCCGAUCGAGUAGUCCUUUUUGUUUUA
Rosa rugosa (rugosa rose) is the source of this 2010-nucleotide messenger RNA. Its product is annotated as squamosa promoter-binding-like protein 13A. The transcript has 5 exons. The record is from RefSeq and is a predicted model, not a curated record. Gene Ontology annotation, molecular function: DNA binding. The coding region runs from base 554 to 1783 and encodes 409 amino acids. Gene Ontology annotation, cellular component: nucleus. Lineage: Eukaryota; Viridiplantae; Streptophyta; Magnoliopsida; Rosales; Rosaceae.